Messenger RNA from Miscanthus lutarioriparius, 384 nucleotides. NCBI's taxonomy places the organism in Eukaryota, Viridiplantae, Streptophyta, Magnoliopsida, Poales, Poaceae. The record is from the annotation of a GenBank genome assembly.
AUGCGCAUUUGCCUCCUCGCUCGGCAAACCACAUUCAAGUUGCUUGCUCCAUAUGUGCCGAACCUAACCUAUCUUAGCCUUAACAGGGUUCGUAGUGCAAACACCCUAGUUCUUUAUGAGGGGUGCUUCCCACAUCUGAAAACGCUUGUCUUCAAGCGCAUGCCUGAUGUCAGCGAGCUGAACAUCAGCGAUCGUGCCCUUCCACAGAUUGAAGGUAUAUAUGCUGUGACACUUCCAAAACUUAACAAGGUCCCCCAAGGCAUCGAAUCCCUUCGCUCUCUGAAGAAGCUAUGGCAGCUGCAUCUGCACCAGGACUUCAAAGUUCAGUGGCAUAUGAACGGAAUGCUGGAGAAAAUGCAGUAUGUUUCAGAGCUCCACAUAUAG